Molecule: messenger RNA, 3548 nt
Organism: Phascolarctos cinereus (koala)
Lineage: Eukaryota; Metazoa; Chordata; Mammalia; Diprotodontia; Phascolarctidae
Gene: EEPD1
Product: endonuclease/exonuclease/phosphatase family domain containing 1
Biological process (GO): DNA repair
Cellular component (GO): plasma membrane
Molecular function (GO): DNA binding
Source: RefSeq, a predicted model, not a curated record
GUGCCUGUGUGUUACCGCGUGUGAGUGUGUGUCCUGUGCGUUUGUUUCCAUGCGGCAGCGUGUGCUUGUUUGGCUCUGUGUGUGUUUGCAUGUUGUCUGCAUGCACUGCCCAUGUGCACGUCUGCCUGUGUGUGUCCUGGGCAUUUGUGGGUCACUCCUGGGGUUUUAUAUCUUUGUGUGUUGGCACGGAGUGCCUGCGCCUCGGCGUGUAUGUGUGUAUGUGUGUGCAUGUGGGGUGCACGUGUCCCAUCCCCUCUCCCUGCAGCAGCUGGGACUGUUGCCGGGGUUGUUGGCCCCCCCCCCUCAGCUGACCCUUCUCUCCCUGUCCUGCUGGGGGACCCCAUGGAGGAGAGUGGGGGGGGGCCGGCCAGGGAGAGUGCCUCCCUGGGUCUGCCGCUGCCUCUGCCGGCGGGUGGCCAUGAACGGAGCUCAGAUUUCUGGCCCAGGCAGCCAAGGGCCUGAAGGGAAGCCUCUCCUUACCACCCCAAGGCUGGAUGAUGGGCACCUGCUCCUUCCCACAGACAGCACUUUCAGCCCUGCCCGGCUUUUUAGUUCCGGAGUCCUUGCUCCUGCCUCAGUGUUUCAUUCUGCCCUUCCUAGGGUGUGUGUUCUAGCGUCUGCCCGCCGCACUGGAAGGGAUCCUCCUUGGCAGUUCUUGAUUCACUUGCCGGGGCCCACCAUGGGAGGUAACCUGGGCUGCCACCGCUCCAUCCCUAAGGACCCCUCGGACCUUUCUCACAGCCGCAAGUUCAGUGCCGCCUGCAACUUCAGCAACAUCCUGGUGAACCAGGAACGGCUCAACAUUAACACGGCCACCGAGGAGGAGCUGAUGACGCUGCCUGGGGUCACCCGGCCAGUGGCCCACAGCAUUGUGGAGUACCGGGAGUACAUCGGCGGCUUCAAGAAGGUGGAGGACCUGGCGCUGGUGAGCGGUGUGGGGGCCACCAAGCUGGAGCAGGUCAAGUUCGAGAUCUGCGUGAGCAGCAAGGGCAGCUCGGCCCAGCAUUCUCCGAGCUCCCUGCGGCGUGACCCGUACUCAGAACCCCAGCAGUACCACUUGGCGACAGCGCCCCCCACUGCAAAGGUUAACAUCAACACAGCCACCCCAGCCCAGCUCAUGAGCUUGCGAGGGGUGUCAGAGAAGAUGGCCCUGAGCCUUGUGGACUACCGCCAGGAGCACGGGCCCUUCAAGAGCAUCGAGGACCUCAUCAGGUUGGAGGGCAUCAGCUCCACUGUCCUGGACAAGAUCCGGCCCCAGGUGUUCGCUGAGAGGUCCCGGCCCCCCUCCACACACACCAAUGGCGGCUUGAAUUUCACUGCCAAGCCCCACCCUAGCCCCACGUCCCUGAGCCUCCAAAGUGAGGACCUUGACUUCCCCCCUGGGGGCCCGACCCAGCUCAUCUCCACCCGUCCGUCCAUUGAGGCUUUUGGUGGAACCCGAGACGGCUGGCCAGUGUGGAGGCUGGCCACCUGGAACCUGCAGGGCUGUUCCAUUGAAAAGGCCAAUAACCCAGGUGUGAGGGAAGUGGUAUGCAUGACCCUGCUGGAGAACAGCAUCAAGCUCUUAGCUGUGCAAGAUCUGAUCGACAAGGAAGCCCUGGAGAAGUUCUGCACGGAGCUUAACCAGCCCACCCUGCCCAGCGUCCGGAAGUGGAAGGGCCCCCGGGGCUCGUGGAGGAGCGUCGUCUGUGCGAAACCCUCCAGCCAGCUCUCUCAGGGCGGGACUUACCUGGGAUUCCUCUGGGAUGCUGCUGCAGGGAUAGAGCUCAAGGACGCAGGCUUCCAGGAGGGCCCUCAGGCCAACAGCAAUGGGAAACAGUCAAACCCCAACCCCUAUCUUGCGCACUUUAAGAUUGGGGCAAAUGACCUCAUGUUGGUGAACCUGUGUCUGCCAGCCCCAGCCUGCCCCCUGGGGGGAGAGAAUCCUGGCAAGACCCCUAGCAACAGCCGCAGAGUAUCACCCUUUGCUCAGACCCUGCAGGACAUGUUAAAAGACGAGAAGCUGAGGCCCAGAGGGUCAGUGUUCCAGGGUAGCCCAGGUAGCCAAGCCAGGCGUGGUCCAGGGCCUCGGGCUCCAGCAGUCAAGGCCUCAUUGAGAGAAAAAGACUUUGUUAUUCUGGGAGAUUUUGGCCAAGCUCCAGAGAGCAGCAGCUGUGACAUCUUGAGGAAAGAGAAGUUCCAGCCCCUGGUCCCCGGCAACACCUUCACUGACAUCAGCACCAAGAAUCCUCAGGGCAUGAAGUCACUGGACAACAUUUGGAUCAGUAAAAGCCUAAAGAAAGUUUUCACAGGCCACUGGGCAGUGGUGAGAGAAGGCCUCACAAACCCCUGGAUCCCAGACAACUGGUCCUGGGGGGGUGUGGCAUCCAGCCACUGCCCCGUGCUGGCUGAAUUCUAUGCCGACAAGGACUGUAACAAGAAGGAGGGCGUCCCCCGCGGUGGCAGCGGCGUGUCCUUGGAGCAGAGCGAGGUCCACAGCAAACAUGAGCGAUGACAGCGCCAGGACAGCGGGGGCCGAGGAGAGGCUGAGCUCUCGGACUGCAGCCUCGUCUGCGAACCGCCCCCCCUUCCUCCCUCCUCCUCUGAGGCCUCCGGGAAUGUUCCGGAGUCUCAUCCCUGCACGUGAAGCUGUGAUUCUUUAUGGGCAACAGAACGGGCACGCAUUUAUCUGACCGGACGUUCCUGUCCAAAUGCAGAUGGAGAAGGGAAUCCCCUCAGCAGCCCACCGAAGCUGUUGUCCUGAGCCAGAGGUCUUGGGGGGCCCAGACAAGGGGCUCUGCCCAACGAUGCACUGGAACGGUCAAAGUGCUGCCUGCCGUGGGCAGGCUCUUCUCUGUGUUUCUCUCAGUUCAUCCUCCCUGCUCGGGCCUCCCUUUGCGAUCUCCCCUGCUUGGUCCUGGCUGAGACCGGGUUAACGAGGCGCUGUUCUCUACCCUUGAGCUCUGUUUCUGACCUUCACCGUUCAUCCUCCACUAAUCUUCAGCCUCUCUGCUCCUGAGAGCUAAACGAGCAGGACAGAGCUGGACAUCUCACUGACUGUGCCUGGCCCACAUUUGUGUUGCCACGUGGGGUGCCAGUGGUCUGACACCUGCCCUGGGGCUUUUGGCCUCCAGCCUCUGGGUGCUCUCAGCACACAGCUGACCUUGCCUUCUCCUCUGAGGAGAGAAUGGAGGUCCUGGGCACCGUCCUCCCUCGUUCUCUGCUCCCAGACACCCCGUCUCUCCUGCUCCUCCCUUUGCCUGGUCAGGAAGAGAGAGGCAACCCUUCUCCUUGCCAGGGCUGACCCCUUUACUGGCCGACCCCUGGGAUGCAGGACCUUCCUUUACCGGGCCCCAGGCCCUGGCCUCCCAUACCCAGCCCGGUCCUUCUCAUCCUCAAGCUCCUUCUAUCAUUCCCCAGUUCACUUUCCUGUGUAUCCUGUUUGUCCUUACCUGCUGGCUCCGUGCCUGACCCUCCCCUCAAGCUACCUCCCCAUAUCUCUUCUCCCUUUCAGAGAGAGAGAGAGACAGAGACAGAGACAGAGAGACAGAGAGAGACAGACAGGGGGA